Messenger RNA from Cloeon dipterum, 2154 nucleotides. Its product is annotated as low-density lipoprotein receptor-related protein 11. The record is from RefSeq and is a predicted model, not a curated record. The coding region runs from base 70 to 1791 and encodes 573 amino acids. NCBI's taxonomy places the organism in Eukaryota, Metazoa, Arthropoda, Insecta, Ephemeroptera, Baetidae. The transcript has 11 exons. Gene Ontology annotation, molecular function: protein binding.
CGGCGAGCGAGGCAAACAAACCAUUUUCUCGCUCUCGAUGUAGAGGUUCACCCCCACCGCGAAGUGCAAAUGUGGGCCGUGUUGGUGUUGCUGGGGGCUUUGGCGGCCCCGGGGGCCCCGCAGCGGCGGGCCGAACCGCUGGGUUGCGCGGACAACUUCGACAUCCGCGCCGACACGAUCAUCCGGACGCAGGAUUCGCAGACGCUCGGCGCAAGGUUCAUGAACGAAUCCGAGGUGUCCGACCGGGACGAGUGCGUCCGACUCUGCUGCCAGACGCCCGACUGCAACGUCUUCAUCUACGAGGAAAAGAAUCCCGGAAGUUGUUAUUUAUUCGAUUGUGGUCCGACGGACGACUUCAAGUGCAAGUUUCACACUCACGCGCACUACGUGAGCGGCGUGAUGACGGUCAGCAGACAAGUGGCGGAGCUGGAGAGUCAAAUCAAGUUGAGCAAACACGAGCAGGAGCUCACCGGACUCAGGCGGAAGAGUGUGACUUUGGUCCAGAGCAAACCCAAGCUGAAGGCGACGACCACAAAGCCACCGACGACCACGACCACAACAAAGGCCACGCCGACGCAGACGGUCGCAACCACUGCAGCCCGUCGGUGCAGCAGGUACCAGUUCGAGUGUCGCACGUCGGGCGAGUGCAUCGCCAUUUACAACGCGUGCGACGGCAUCCCGCAGUGCGGUGACGCCAGUGACGAGGGCCCGGAGCUCAACUGCCCGGCGCCACCGACCACCAGGCCGCCGCCCCCGCCGCCUCCGGUCCUGCCGGCCGCCCCAGCACGCUCCAGCGGACAACUCGAGGGGCCCAUCGGACAGCAGCCGUGGGCCGCGCAGCCGCAGCAGCAGAACAAAGCAGGCGAUGCGCAGCAACCUGUUAGCACAGACAUUUCUCAGGCGCAGAACAAGUACUACGGUGACGGAGACUUCAGAGGGCAGCAGUGGCCUCAACAAGGUCCGCAGUACAGACAGCCGCCACCCCAGCAGAACCAGGUUCAAAAUAAUUUCCAUCGACCUGGAUCCUUUGAACCUUCAGAAUAUGACGGUAGUGCCCAAAGUAGCCACAUCUUCAACCACAAAACGACUGGUUUGAUGGCGGAGCAGGAGAUGCCGAUUUUUCCCAGAACCAACGGCUACAACGGCCGGGCGCCGGCCAACUACUACCCCAACCCGGACUACCACCAGCCUGAGACGGGGGUGCAGUGGCCCCGGCCCCAGGAGCCCAGUGGAUCAAACAGCAUAGGCCACUCGAUGGAGGAUGAGCUCAAGAUGCGGGCCCAGCAGCCCCCGGAAGCACCUCGCGCCCCCUAUGCGCCGUCGCAGUCGUCAGACUACUACUACGAGGAGGGUGGACAGCAGCAUGGCGUUUUCCACAAACACCUGCCAAACCUUCCCAAUAAUCAACCCUCCGCACCCCAGCAAGACCAACCUGCACCUCAGAGUGGAGUAACCGCCCCGAACGCCCAGGCUGCACCCCCGGUGACCCAGGAUAAAACGACGGAACACCCCAUGGAGGAGGCACAUAGGAGCGGCCACUUCUCUGGCAGUCCAUCCAAGAAGAAGGCUCUCGGACACAAUUCGGACGCGGAAGCCUUCCAGAUGCCGGAUGGAAGUGCGGCUAAACCCGGAGGAGCCUACCUUUCCCUCAGCAUCGGUCUGCUGGUGACGGCGUUGUUGGCGGCCCUGAUCAGCUGCAGACUGCGGGCGGUGCGGAGGCGGCUGCGGAGGGGCGGCAAGUCCAAUUUGGCCCACGACGCAGACUUUCUGGUCAACGGCAUGUACCUGUAGAGAGCAGUCGACAAAUAGACGAUCGAAAACGCGCGCGUGCCGUGAUUAUCAAAAUACACACAUCAUACCGAAGAAGAAUCUGUUAUAAAGUUAAUAUAUCAACAUUUGUAAGAGGAAAAUUAAUUAAGUAGCAGUUUAAAAUGAAUAUGGUGAUAAAUAUAAAGAACAUUUCAAAUCAUUUGUCAGUUAAAUGUGAAUUUAGUUAAAAAUAGUAAUGUUUGAGACAAACCUUGUCAAAAGCACUGAAAAGUUUGCACUUUGUGAUUUUCUGGGACGAUGAGAUAAUUUUUUUGUUGCAUUUUGAUUUGCCGGUGGAUGGAAACUGUUCGUCUUAAUAAAGUACACAUAAUUUAUCAGUUACAA